Olea europaea var. sylvestris is the source of this 1516-nucleotide messenger RNA. RefSeq lists its product as uncharacterized. Lineage: Eukaryota; Viridiplantae; Streptophyta; Magnoliopsida; Lamiales; Oleaceae. Bases 747 to 1364 code for a protein of 205 amino acids. The record is from RefSeq and is a predicted model, not a curated record. The transcript has 3 exons.
AGAGAAUAUUCCUAUUUUUCCUAUCUGCUAGUGACGAUUGUCUAACCAUAAAUACAUAUCCCUUAAAUUGAGGAAAUACACAGCUAUGUGUUGUCAAUAUUGUUAGUGAUAUUAACGGCCUAUAUGAUGUAAGAUAUUUAGAGUUAUUGAUUAAUUCUAACACCCCAUCUCAAGGUAGAGUGUGUCUCUAUCAUUCCAAGUUUCUCUCUGAAGAAUAUGAAUCUCGAGUGAGAGUGAAGUUUUAUCAGUAUGUCUGCAAUUUGAUUUGAGGAUGGAAAAAAAUGCACUUCUAGUUCUUUCUUCAAAACUUUGUCUCUCGCAAAAUGGGCAUCCAGUUCUGUGUUUGGUAGGGCAUGAUACACUAGAUUUGAUGCCAGUGUACUUGCACUCGGACUGUCACACCAGAUUUUAGGAAUUGCAUAACUGAAUCCAAGCUAUUUCUGAUGCACUAUAAGCUAGUGCUCUAUACUCAACCUCUAUGCUGGAUCUUGCAACAACAUGUUUCUUAGAACACCAAGAAACCAAACUAUCUCCAAGCUAGCUCAUUUGCUACUAUAUCUGUCAAUAUUAAUUCUAUUCCCAUACUUAAUGGGACAAACUUUAAGGAUUGGAAGAAGAACAUAUUGAUUGUUCUUGACUGCAUAGAUCUAGACUUUGCUCUUCGGAUCAAGCAAUCCACUCCUCUUACGGAAGAAAGUUCACUUGUUGAAAAGAGGAACUUUGAGAAGUAGGAUUGCUCAAAUCGCAUGAGUCUAAUGAUCAUUAAGCACGGCAUUCCGGAAGCCUUUAGAGGUGCAGAUACCGAAGAGGUAUCUAAUGCCAAGGAUUUCCUUGCUGAAAUUGAGAAGCGUUUUGCGAAAAAUGAUAAGGCUGAAACAAGCACUCUUUUGCAGAGCUUGAUUUCAAUGAAGUACAGAGGCAAUGGGAACAUAAAGGAGUACAUCAUGGAGAUGUCUCACAUUGCUUCAAAACUUAAGAGACUAAAGCUCGAGCUAUCUGAUGACUUACUCUUCCAUUUGGUAUUGAUCUCGCUUCCUGCACAAUUCAGUCAAUUUAAGGUCAGUUAUAACUGCCAGAAGGAGAAAUGGUCUCUAAAUGAGCUCAUUUCAUAUUGUGUGCAAGAGGAAGAAAGGUUGAAGCAAGAAAUGACUAAAAGUGCUCAUUUGGUAAGCACAUCUAAGGAUAAGGCAAGAAAAAUAGGAAGGAAUAUAAAGCUACUCAUAAGGGUCCAGCAUAAAAGAAAAAGAAGGAAGACAAAGGAAUUGUUUCUUUUUCAACAAACUGGACAUGUGAAGAAGGAUUGUGCCAAAUAUCGCGAUUGGCGUGCAAAGAAAGGGCUGCCUGAACUACCGAAAGCUAAAUGAUGGUGAAAGAUACAUCUAUGUAGGUGAUGGCAAAUCUGUGGAAGUUGAUGUAAUAGGCACUUUUAGGUUGUUAUUAAGAACUGGUUAUCAUUUGGACUUGAAAGACAGUUUUGUUGUACCGUCUUUUAGACGGAAUUUAAUUUCUGUUUCUU